UAAGUUACCGCACCGACUCUCGCCACUCAUUCACAAAUCGCAAGUGAUAGAUGACAAGACGAUAUUAGUUUGUGGCAAUGUUCUACGCUCUCAUGCAUCAUCCUAUAAUCGUGAAUAAUAAACUGAAAUACGAACAACUGUGGCAUAGUGACAAUUGGUGUGACAGUCAUUCUCCGCGAUUCGAGCAUCAACAGAGAUAACCCAGAGUCCUUCAGAUUCAGUGCAGUGAUUAAAAGAGUGACAAGCGGUCGAUCAAUCAAUCGAGUCUAGAUCACCUGAACGAGCUAACGUGCCUGUUCCAAGAGUCGAGAAGAGAAUUUAUUGAGAAGAAUCUUGAAGAAUAUUGAAGAUAUGGCGACUGUACAGACCCCUCCAGAGAUGAGCCUUUCGGCAUCUCUCCCGGUGCAGCAGGAGCAAUCUGAAAUAGACCUGAUGGCGCUGACCAUGGCGGCUCUACGCUUCGUCAACCCCUGGUCAGUGGAGACCAAGUCGAGCCAGUGGAAAGACCAGAUAGUCCCGGGAGCACCCGAGGCUAAAGAUCGUACCAUCACCCUGGCGGAGGUGCGCAUGCACGACACGCCCCAAGACUGCUGGGUGGUCAUCUACGAUCGAGUGUAUGACAUCACUACUUUCUUUGAUGAGCACCCUGGUGGCGCGGACAUAAUGUUCGAGUACGCGGGUCACGACGCGAGCACCGCGUUCCGCAGCUCGGGCCACUCCCGCAUGGCUACCAAAGCUUUAGAACGAUUCCUGGUUGGAGAGCUGCCCAUGCAAGAGCGCAUGUACCGACGACCCGGCGGAAUCCGUCUCAGUGAUAUCCCAGAAUGAGACCACCACGAGCAUAUUGCUCUGCCAAAAUAAUUAAGAUUAAGUAGACCAGCAUAUUUGAGCUGUUAGCCAGUCUCACAUAAAUGACAAGUUGUAAACUUCAUUGAUAGAGACGAAGACUAAUUUAAACGUUAGAUAUAAUUUGUGUGGCACAAGCCUUUAAAUCAGUAGCAUUUUUAUAUACUUAAAUUGGCACAACAGUGUACGUUUUUGUUCUAUAUUAUUAGAAUUUUGCUUAGCCUUAUCAAAACAGCUUUAUUUUAGCAAUAGGCAUGUAGUUUGUAGUCACAUUAAGAGUUUCUUAAACCAAGAUAACCAGAGUAGGCAUUUUAAGUAUGUGUGAUAAAUUGAUAAUUUAUUUCGCUAACCGUGACUUGCUUAUCCAAGAAUUUGUACUUUACAAUAAUAAUUGUUACUGUUAACCUCAGUGAGUGAUGUCAGAGCGUCGAUAACGCAGUCUUGUGAAGACGAACUUACCAAGUGUACUGUUUCCACUAUUCAUCAUGUCUGUUGCCAAGUGGUGGAUGUCUCUUAGUAUUGUAUUUUGCAUUUAUGUAGUUAUUUUUAUGAAAUCUGUUAAACGCAGGGCAGUCUUUAGUUCUUUGUUGAUGACUUAUUUUUUGCAAAUGAUAGCAAUAACAAAGUAUCGUAUCGUAAUAUGUAAUUUGUGUUAGAAAGUUCAACUUUUGUCUUUCGUCUGUUCCAUGACAUUAGAUAUAAGUAACUCAGUAUUAAUUUUUAAAGAGAUGUAUUGUGAAUGUAUCUUUUAUUAGCAAUUAGUAUUUCCUCUUAUGUUCCUACUAUUUUAUAAUUAAAAAAUAAAUGAAAAUUAUGAAUGAA
Helicoverpa armigera (cotton bollworm) is the source of this 1668-nucleotide messenger RNA. RefSeq lists its product as uncharacterized. Gene Ontology annotation, cellular component: intracellular membrane-bounded organelle; membrane. The transcript is spliced from 3 exons. Bases 352 to 828 code for a protein of 158 amino acids. Lineage: Eukaryota; Metazoa; Arthropoda; Insecta; Lepidoptera; Noctuidae. Gene Ontology annotation, molecular function: heme binding. The record is from RefSeq and is a predicted model, not a curated record.